Molecule: messenger RNA, 474 nt
Organism: Trichechus manatus latirostris (Florida manatee)
Lineage: Eukaryota; Metazoa; Chordata; Mammalia; Sirenia; Trichechidae
Product: 40S ribosomal protein S26-like
Biological process (GO): translation
Cellular component (GO): cytosolic small ribosomal subunit; ribosome
Molecular function (GO): mRNA binding; structural constituent of ribosome
Source: RefSeq, a predicted model, not a curated record
AUGACAAAGAAAAGAAGGAAUAACAGUAGUGCCAAAAAGGGCCACGGCCACGUGCAGCUCAUUGGCUGCAUGAACUAUGCCCACCGCAUGCCCAAGGAGAAGGCCAUUAAAAGGUUUUUCAUUGAAAACAUAGUAGAUGCCACAGCAGUCAGGGAAAUUUCUGAAGCAAGUGUCUUCAACACCUGUGUUCUUCCCAAGCUAUAUGUGAAGCUAUAUUACUGCAUGGAUUGUGCCAAUCACAGCAAGGUGACCAGGAACCAUCCUCCUGAAGCAAAAGACUGAACACCUCCACUCUGAUGUAGACCUGCAGGUGCUGUCCCACGACCUCCACCAAAGCCCUUGUAAAGAUUUGAGUCCUUAAAGACUGAAGAAAAACUAAUCUGAAAGAAAAGAAAAUGGCAAUUGUAUUUAAAAAAUUAAAAAAAAUUAGAGAUACUUUCCUGGCUAUGGUUGAAGAUUUGACAAUUGAAGAAG